Molecule: messenger RNA, 1057 nt
Organism: Neurospora tetrasperma FGSC 2508
Lineage: Eukaryota; Fungi; Ascomycota; Sordariomycetes; Sordariales; Sordariaceae
Exons: 2
Coding region: 65-808 (247 amino acids)
Molecular function (GO): protein binding
Source: RefSeq, a predicted model, not a curated record
CCUCAGACAACACCUCGGUCCUCUAGAGAAUGGACGUGCUAAUACACACGCUCUCUACGCAAACAUGAUUGAUCCCUCGAUCCGCCUUCGGCGCGCAAUCCACAUAAACGACCACCUCCUCGUCAAGCGCAUCCUCCGCUCUCACCCUUAUCUCCUCCACAACCCCGAUCAUUCCAUCUGCGGGAAUGCGAACUCGAACCUCCACCUAGCCGCUUCUCUCGGCCAUCUCUCCAUCUGCAAGAUCCUUGUCGAACUCGGUCACGAAGAGGGCACCCCCGCACUAAACGAUGAACACCAAACCGCACUCAUGCUAGCAGCCUCGGCCGGUCAUACCGAAAUCGUCCACUUCCUGUGCGAAAACGACCCGCAGUCCAUCUUGCGUCAGGAUAUUCGCGGCCGCGAUGCCGUCAUGGAGGCUAGUCUGAACGGCCACGAUACCGUUGUGCAGAUCCUGCUUACUUGGGCUCCCGGCGGAGCUCCUGCUGCGCUGGCGCAAGCAGACCUGGAUGGAAACACGGCGCUGCACUUUGCUAGCGGCAAUGGGAACCUUUUGGUACUGAGGACGCUCUUGGCCGCUGGGGCGGAUCCGGGCAGAAAGAACGUCUGGAGCUGGACGCCUGGCGAGUACAGCGCUACUGUUCAGGCAGAGGUCUAUUUGAAGGGAUUGGUCAAUGAGGUGCAAAAGAGGAAGACUGCAAAACGAGAGGCGGAGGAAACCCAGUCGGCACCACCACCGCUGUCCAAGAAGGAUAGGAUGAAGGGGGCAUUUGUGAAACUGGUUGGGAGAGAUGUGGAUGUGGGCGAUUGACGCCAACAUAUUUCAAUAUUUGGUCGCCCCUAGUGCUGGACGCUUUUCCAGAUUCGAGAGAGUUGGGAGAAGAUGAAGCAUGUCACCACAUGGGGCAUGCCAAGGGAGAGCGCAUAUCUGUGUGUCACCGAACAUUGAUGGAGGAAGCCAGCGAUUCGAAGCAGCUAGAUCAAAGAGCGAGGAGCCUCCUCUCCACACCGCUCACAGGCUACAGAAUGUGAGUAGAUACAAGACUUGUUAUUGGAUUCC